AUGUCUCUAGAAACUGAUGAUGCCCACGAAAAUGACUGGUACAACCAAGACUUUGGCGAAUAUCGCAUCACUGAGCAUCCCUUGUAUACCAAGAGACAGCUACGAGUAAUCUGUGUCGGAGCAGGUGCAUCUGGACUGCAGCUUGCCUACAAGGCAGACCGUCUCUUGGACAACGUUGUUCUGCAGAUAUACGAGAAGAACUCAGAUAUCGGAGGAACAUGGCUUGAAAACCGCUACCCUGGGUGCACUUGUGACAUUCCUAGUCAUAGCUAUCAGUUCACUUGGGCGAGGAACCCUAACUGGUCCCAUUAUUACUCGUCGUCGGAAGAAAUAUGGAAGUAUUUCAAAGAUGUCUCCAGAAAGUAUGAUCUCGAAAAGUAUAUCGAAUUCAAUACAACAGUAAAAACAGUGACUUGGAAUGAAGACAGAGGAACAUGGAAUGUUAGUGUUCUGCAUCCAGAUGGUUCACAGUCCAACGAUUGGUGUGACAUCUUGAUCAGCGCUUGUGGAAAUUUGAAUUCUUGGAAAUAUCCGAAUAUCCCUGGCUUACAGCUAUUCAAGGGGAAGCUGAUGCACAGUGCCACCUGGGACAAGUCCUACGAUCUCACUGGAAAGAAAGUUGCUGUCGUCGGUGGUGGCUCUUCCGCUGUCCAAAUCAUUCCGUCAAUUCAACCCAAGGUAAAGCAUUUAGUGGCAUUUUUGAGAUCUCCAGUCUGGAUCACAUCAGGUUUCGCAUCCAAGUAUGCCGGGCCUGGUGGUUCCAAUUUCAAAUAUUCCUCAGAGCAGAUGAAGAAAUUUGAAAAUGACCCGGAAGGUUAUACCCAGUAUUGUCGUGACAUCGAGGGAGAGCUGAAUCGACGUUUCACUUUGAUGCAGUUGAGCAGCGAAGAUCAGAAACAAUCCCGUCAAGAAGUGAGCGCCCAGAUGACUGAGCAACUAGGAGGCGACGACCGCCUAGCUAAGAAACUUAUUCCUGAAUUUGCGUUGGGUUGUCGCCGGAUGACACCGGGCUCGGGGUAUCUUAGGUCCUUAACAGCAAAGAAUGUAGAUGUUGUUUGCGAAUCCGUGGUACGGUUUACAGAAAAUGGUAUUGUUGAUGAAUCCGGCGUUGAGCAUGAGGUAGAUGUAAUCAUAUGUGCUACCGGCUUUGACACGUCUUUUACACCCCAUUUCAAUGUCAUUGGUCGGGGUGGGCGAGAUAUCAAAUCUCAGUUUGGUGAAUUUCCUGUCGGAUACAUGGGUAUCAUGGCGAAGAACUUUCCUAAUCUAUUCCUCAUGAUUGGUCCCAAUGGCCCAGCCAGUCACGGCUCAAUCAUCCCGGUCCUAGAGUGGUAUACACGAUACAUCUUUGCAGUUAUCGAAAAGGUUCAGAGAGAAAACAUCAAGUCGUUUGAACCAAAGGAGGAAGCAAUCAAAGACCUAUAUAACCAUACCCACGAAUUGAUGAAAAGACUUGUUUGGUCAUCCGCGUGUCGGUCUUGGUUCAAAAACGGCAAGGUCCAUGGCCCUGUCACUGCCAUCUAUCCCGGGAGUCGACUUCAUUUCUUUGAGGUGUUGAAGCAUGUGCGUUGGGAGGACUUCGAACUUGGGUAUCGAACGAAAAACAGGUUUCAAUUCAUGGGCAAUGGAUAUACUCAUACCGAAUUGCAAGUUAAUGGAGAUCCAGUAUGGUACUUUGACGAUGACUUCACAAAGGUGUAA
Molecule: messenger RNA, 1701 nt
Organism: Talaromyces proteolyticus
Lineage: Eukaryota; Fungi; Ascomycota; Eurotiomycetes; Eurotiales; Trichocomaceae
Product: cyclohexanone monooxygenase
Exons: 3
Coding region: 1-1701 (566 amino acids)
Molecular function (GO): NADP binding; N,N-dimethylaniline monooxygenase activity; flavin adenine dinucleotide binding
Source: RefSeq, a predicted model, not a curated record